This is a messenger RNA of Thamnophis sirtalis, 423 nucleotides long. NCBI's taxonomy places the organism in Eukaryota, Metazoa, Chordata, Lepidosauria, Squamata, Natricidae. The record is from RefSeq and is a predicted model, not a curated record.
AGAGUCCAAGUCCUUCCCCAGACAGUGCUAUAUAUGAUAGCAGACGCAGAGGCGUUCAGUGAAAGCGGAGAGAUUUGUGGCCUCGGUAUGAAGAAAGCACGGCGAAGAUACAGUAAAGAAAUCGCGGCCGCCUUGGAAAACCUGCUCCCCGCGCGAUGCCAGGUGCUUGGUCUCGUGACGCCUGGAGUUGUAGUUACUCCCAGAGGCUCUGGCUGCCAUCGCCCCGUGGAGGUUGAAGAAGGAGAGGCCGGAUUUGCCUUGCUCUUCCCCAAAAUCGAUGGGGUGAAGAUUCAGACCUUCCAUUUUUAUAAAGACCCGAAGAGGCAAACUAUGGAUGAAGAACAGUUUGCGGAAGCAGGCAAGCCGAGGCUGUUUGGGGACCCCCGUUUGAACUCUUGCUAUUAUUAUUAUUAUUAUUUUUAA